Molecule: messenger RNA, 463 nt
Organism: Racocetra fulgida
Lineage: Eukaryota; Fungi; Glomeromycota; Glomeromycetes; Diversisporales; Gigasporaceae
Source: the annotation of a GenBank genome assembly
UGCUAAAAAAAUAGAUAUCAAUGCUGAAAACUUGUCACGUCGGUAUAAUGGCGGUUCCAUAAGUAGGGAUAAUUUGGUAAAGAGGCGCCCAAAUCGCAUUCAAGAAAGAGCAGUUCCUCCAAAAAGUUCUUCCACAAGUGCGCCAAAAGCGCAAGGGGGUAACCCGAGUAAUUCUGUUAAAAACACAGAUGGUAAACUGAUUAAUGAUAAAUCACCUGAUAUAAGUUCUGGUGGACAGCCGGUUGAUACUGGCCCGUCACCAUCAGCUCUUAUCGCGGUUGGUGCUGUUUGUGCUGUAUGUCUUGUAGUUGCUGGCAUUUUCACGGUCGUAAAUAGGAGAAAGCGUCAGGAACUUACUGACAGCAUUGUUGCUACGUCAGCUGUUGCAUGGGAACAACAAGAUAUUGAAGAAUCGAAAGAAGAAGAAACGCUACAGCCCAUAGUUGGAUAUACAAAUCGGUGA